AUGGCUACAGUUUCAAGUCUAUUUCGCACGCGUCUGCGAGUACAAAGCCUCUGUAAAUUAGGUCGCCAUCACUUCAUUAAUAACACCAAUAACACAUUAGUCACGUUGGGCUAUUUUAAUAGUAAUAGAUUAUAUUCUUCGUCGUCAUCCUCCUCAAAUAGUAAGAGAAAUCAACAAAACUCGACCAAUAAACAAGAAACAUUUGUAGAGUCAAACUAUAUUGACCCGAGAGAUUUGGCGCAUAAUACAUUUUUCGCUUUACAUCGUCCCUUACCUACUAUUAAUGACCAGUUGGCGCCUGUAUGGGGGGCUGGUCAACAACAGCCACAAGGCUGGGAGGAAGAAGAAGAAGGUGUUCAUUCCCCGCUCACCAAAUCCACAACCACGCUAAUAUUAUCACCUUUACAACCAUCGCUCCCAAUGACACCCGACGAAUCACAAAAGGUGGUUGAUCGCUUUUUCUCGGAAAUCGACGGGAAGAAGAAAAAAACCAGAGCAGCAUCAAUGGCCGAAGAAGUUAAUAAUGUUCGACGAAAGAAAUCGACAUUAGCUGUUAAUGAUUAUCGAGAAGUAGAAGGUGAAGAUGAUGAUCUUACGGAAAAUAAUAAAGUGAAAACUUAUUACAUGACGAAUGUGAGGCAAAAGCGAAGAUUGAAGAUGAAUAAACAUAAGCACAAGAAGCUGAGAAAAAGUCAGAGAGCUUUAAGGAAAAGGCUAGGAAAGUAA
Ambispora gerdemannii is the source of this 726-nucleotide messenger RNA. Lineage: Eukaryota; Fungi; Glomeromycota; Glomeromycetes; Archaeosporales; Ambisporaceae. The record is from the annotation of a GenBank genome assembly.